UAGCCUUCAGUAACGCGGCGAGAGUUUGAUCUGGACCAGCGGAUCAUGGACGCGCCCGAUGCGGUGUUCUUCCCGGACCGGCGGGCUCCUGCCAGUCACCUCCUGCUGGAGCAGCUGCCCAGCUAUCAGUCUCUGCUGUACCGGAGGAAGUCCAGCUCCAGCGGCAGUGCCAGGAGGCGGGGCAGUGGGCGGGGCAGGCAGCCGUCAAUCAACAGCGGGAAAUGGGCGGAGCAGAAACCUGUCCACGGCGGGGAGGAACUCAAACCCGUGAGGGAGCUUCCCAAGAGCAUGCAGGAGAAACGCUGGGAGAAGCAGCAGCGUCUCCAGCAGGGCGGCACUCUCACCGGCUGGGGUUUGUGGAGGCUCAAUGUCCAUCGCUCUCUGAAGCGUCUCAAGGAGGACGGGAUGGAUGUGCUCUCGUCUCUGCAGCUCUGGAGGGCAGAGAUUCAUCUCAUCGAGGGCAUGUUUGGGACGGGAAUCCUGUCGUAUUUUUCAUUCCUGCGCUUCCUGGUGCUUCUGAAUUUCAUCAUGUUUCUGCUGAUGUUUGUGUUUGUGAUGCUGCCGGUGAUUAUCACAUCACACAGCGCACACAACGUCACCUACAGCAGCAGCAACGUGAGCGUGUGCAGUGAGUAUCUGGGCUCCUCUCGCCAGGGUCUCGUCGUGUUUCAUGAGCACAUCACAGACCUGCUGUCUGGAACGGGCUUCCUGGAGCACACCUACCUCUUCUACGGUUACUAUAAGCUGGAGUUCAUUCAUUCCCGCUUCACCUACAACCUGCCGCUGGCGUAUCUGCUGGCUACGGUCUCGUACCUGCUGCUGAGCCUCGUCUGGAUCGUCAAGAGGUCUGCGGCCGGUUUCAAGCGCAAGCUCAUUCAAGACGAGGACCGCUUCCAGAGCUUCUGCAACAAGGUGUUCGCCGGCUGGGACUUCUGCAUCACCAACGAGAACGCGGCGCGUCUCAAGCGGAGCAGCUUACUGUAUGAGCUCAAGAUGGAUCUAGAGGAGGAGCGAAUCAAGCACAAGAUGGCGAAUCGCACGCGCGGCGAGAGGUGUCGCAUCUACGCUCUCAGAGCCGCUCUCAAUCUCUUCGUCAUGGCCGUCCUGGUGGCGUGCUUCUACUGCAUCUAUGUGGCCACAGUCUUCUCGCAGCGGAAGCAGGCGGAGGAUCAGAAGAGUAACUUCCUGCUGGAGCUGGUCGUGGAGUAUCUGCCCUCCAUCGUCAUCACACUGGCCAACUUCAUCACGCCGCUGAUCUUCAACCUCAUCAUCGCCUUCGAGGACUACUCACCUGCGUUUGAGAUCCGCUUCACGCUCAUGAGGUGUGUGUUCAUGCGAUUGGCCAGUAUCGGUGUGAUGCUCUUCUCUCUAUGGGACCAGAUCACGUCCUGUGGAAGUUCAGGCUGUCCCUGCGGCUACAACCAUAAGCUCUACCCCUGCUGGGAGACUCACGUCGGGCAGGAAAUGUACAAGCUUGUGAUCUUUGACUUCCUGAUCAUUGCUGCCGUCACCAUCUUCGUGGAGUUUCCAAGGAAGAUCAUCGUGAAUAAUUGCGACUGCGGUUUGGCCAAGUGGUGGGGGCAGCAGGAAUUCGCCAUCCCACAGAAUGUGCUGGAGAUCGUUUACGGCCAAACCAUCUGCUGGAUAGGAACCUUUUACUGCCCUCUGCUUCCUGCCAUUAACACCGUCAAAUACGUCCUCGUCUUCUACCUGAAAAAGGUGUCUCUGGUGACCAACUGUCGUCCCUCCACUCGUCCGUUCCGAGCUUCCAGCUCCAACUUCUUCUUCCUGGUGGUGUUGCUGAUCGGCUUGGCUCUGGCGUCCGUCCCUGUCAUCGUCAGUAUUGCAGAAAUCCGCUCGUCGCGAGCAUGCGGCCCGUUCGUCAGCUACAGCACGUCGUGGAAGGUGGUGCCGCGAGUGAUCUCCCAGCUGCCCAUCGGCCUGAACUCAUUCCUGCUGGCGCUCGCCUCCGAGGCCUUCGCCGUCUCCUUCUUCGUCAUCACCUGUCUGGGGAUGUUCUAUGUCAUUGCCUUGGCUGGAGCUCAUAAGCGUGUGAUUGAACAGCUCCGAGAUCAGCUGGCUAUGGUGAGUCUCCACAUCAUGAUCAUGAUGAUGAUGAUGAUGGGUGGGGUUUUAUCUGAUAAUUUUCUUGUUAUUUCAGUGCAACAAAUGCUCUAGUGUCAUUAACAGUCCAAAUCUUCAUGAAUGUUUUAUCUUACAGCCUUUGAACUAAAUGCACCAGAAAUCAUUUCUAAUAUCUCAAACUCAGCCUGCUUUGACUUUAGGAGUCACUAGAAAUAAGGAGGGAUGCAGGAGUGUUUAAUAUGUGUGAACUGCAGAUUGGAUGGAUGAAUACAAACUUACAUUUACAUUUAGUCAUUUUGCAGACGCUUUUAUCCAAAGCGACUUACAAUUGGG
This is a messenger RNA of Sinocyclocheilus rhinocerous, 2418 nucleotides long. RefSeq names its product transmembrane channel like 7 (gene tmc7). Gene Ontology annotation, molecular function: mechanosensitive monoatomic ion channel activity. Gene Ontology annotation, cellular component: plasma membrane. Lineage: Eukaryota; Metazoa; Chordata; Actinopteri; Cypriniformes; Cyprinidae. The transcript is spliced from 16 exons. The record is from RefSeq and is a predicted model, not a curated record. Bases 46 to 2178 code for a protein of 710 amino acids.